Physella acuta is the source of this 1844-nucleotide messenger RNA. Its product is annotated as baculoviral IAP repeat-containing protein 3-like. The record is from RefSeq and is a predicted model, not a curated record. Lineage: Eukaryota; Metazoa; Mollusca; Gastropoda; Physidae. Gene Ontology annotation, cellular component: nucleus; cytoplasm.
GUAUUUGUUUUCUCAGAAUUUUUUUUGUCUUAGAGCCGAUUGUUUUUUCUUUGGCGGAAUAGUAGGAACCCUCAACAACAGGUUGGCGGAGAGUAUGAACAACACUAUCAGAACAAAAUACAAAAGAAAAAAGAAAAGAAAACAGUAAUAGCAAGUAUGACACUUUUCUGACAUAAUGUAUCGAUUGGCAACUUUUCGAAAGGCGCAGUAUCCAUUAAAUUGGAGACUCAGUUUUAUAGAAUUACAAGUUGCUGGCUUUUCGUACGAGAGAUCGGUCAGCAGAGUCGUCUGCGAAUUCUGUAAUUCCUCACGAGCCUUAGCUGCCUUUCAUUCAGACCCUACAAGCCCAGAGUACCACAACAAUGGCUGCAGGUUUAUCUCUGGCCCUGAUGCACGUCAUGAUGAGACCGCAGUGGGGGCCGCGGCGUCUAAUGAUGGCCCGGAGCUACGCUCUCUCACCGCUGAAAGGGGACAGCGUGUUGCUGAAAUAAGAGUAACCUCUAAUGUCCACCCACUUUACAAAACAUAUAAAAAAAGAAAGCAGUCUUUCAGUGAGGUCAGUCGACAAUUGAAAGAUAUACAUCUGUUGGCAUCGUAUGGAUUUUUCUAUGGAGGAGCAGGUAAUAAAAUCUAUUGCUUCUGCUGCGGGCUCUAUUUGAGGCACAGAACUACUGCUGAGCAAGUUUUCCAGCAGCAUCAACAUCAAAAACCGCAGUGUCGCUUUUUCCAGAGCCGCAGAAAUAAUGAAUGGCCUCCUGAAGAAGAGAAUGAUGCCGGCACAUUUCUGGGCAGAUGGUCCACUUUCAGCAACGCUGAGGGUUCCAACCUCUUCUCAUCACAUCUGCUCCCGAGUGUACUGGCUCGCUCUGGUUAUUCCUACACGGCGAGGUCAAACGGACAAACCCAUUGGAUCACCCACAGCUGUGGAUAUAAAAGAACGUUGAACAAUAUUGAGCAGGACCCCAACUGCCCAUAUUGUGACGAGGUUCAGUAUCAGGAGGAAUACGGUGAAGAAUCAGAUUUCGUCGCUGUGCCUGCGAGCCAGCAAAGCCUCCGUCUAGUCGCACAAUCCCAGGAUGCAAUAACAUACAGCCACACAUCAAACCCUCUGGCAGCAACAAGAAUCACGGACUCACAACGAGAUGAUCCUGACCUACUGGAUGCUCACUCGAGUGUUAGUGUGUUAGAAUCAUACAGUGCCCCAGAUCGUGAGUCGUCUGACACUGCAAGACGUGACGACCUGCUUCCUGCCAGCACCGUGUCACGGCCAAACAUGGCGAACUCAGGCCCACAAGCACCUGAACCAGCACUAGCCGUGGGUGAGGUUUUGCACAACGGGGUGACCCAAACUCUGCCAGGCAAGAAACCCGCACGAGAACCAAAACGGAACAGUUCUAGGGCGAAUCAGACUAAAUGUGCAGUUUGCAACAAGGCGCCCAUCACCAUUAUGUUUGAGCCAUGCCGCCAUCUGUGUGUUUGCUCAAUAUGUUCACCUAAUGUUUCUGAAUGUCCAGCGUGUCAAAAACCCAUUGAGCGGAAAGCUGAAAGAAACUAAUAGCGUACACAAAAAUUGUCCUUUUCUAGAGCGGUAUUUUUUGAUAAAUAAAAUGUUGGUUUAGAUGUAAAUACUACAUCUUGUUCCAGACGGUCGCCAAUAUUAAAUUUAGUUUCUUUCUAUUUGUUACUUUUCUUUACUGUUGCUCCAACACCGUUCUAUCGGGUGAGAUUGAACAUAUCUAAUUCCAUCGAGGCAUUAAUUAUUUACUUCCCUGCAGUUUUUAGGCAUUAGAUUUUCAUGCCUGCAGGUUUAAGGCAUUCGAAUUUUUUUUUAUCUCUGCAGCUUA